Messenger RNA from Uloborus diversus, 4678 nucleotides. RefSeq names its product (E3-independent) E2 ubiquitin-conjugating enzyme-like. The transcript has 23 exons. The record is from RefSeq and is a predicted model, not a curated record. Lineage: Eukaryota; Metazoa; Arthropoda; Arachnida; Araneae; Uloboridae. The coding region runs from base 8 to 3673 and encodes 1221 amino acids.
CUCAAACAUGGCUUCUUCAUGUAAGUUCUUUGACGAAGAUGCAGUAUACAAAAUUAACAAGAAAAAAUUCGUGGAUGUAGGUUUGGUUCUUGAAAACUCAGAGUUCAUAAGCAGUGACGAACUUUCUGAUGAUUCCGAUUACAGAGACUGGGAGCGUAUGAAAAAAGGACAUGUUCGAGUUGCGUGGCAUCCUAAUGGUGUUGAAGAAGUUUUACCAGAGAGGAAGGUUAAACUCUGUGAUCGCUCAUUAAUGCCUGGUGAUGUGGUGAGAAAAAUUGUCAAAGGAAAGGAUACUCAGUUAGGUUAUUGUAGAUACACAGUUGUGAAAGCAGAUGUACAAGUAAUUGGGACAAAACAGGUUGUAGUUGGUGUUGACAGCAAAGAUUUGGUUCCUAUGGAAGAAUUUGCUGCAGAUGUGGCUGUGUUCAAAGACUCAUGGGUUGGAAUGAUUAAAUCUAUAAAAACUGAGCUUACUUUACGUUGCUAUGAUGGAUCUAGAUGUAUCAUGUCAGAUGUUGAUGCUUUUGAUAUGGAUGAUAUUUUAGAUCGCCGAGAGAGGGCAUCAGAAUUCAAGAAGUACAGUUUCUAUCCUGGUCAACAGUUGUGGGGUCCAUCAUAUUGCUUCCAAAGAGUUAAAUGGAUCCUUUUAAAUAAGCCUAUGAGCGAUGUGGUCAACUCCUCCAACAAAAGUGUUAAUGUCACUGUGGAAGACGUCAAAGUAGUUUCUUUAGGUGUUCAAUGGGUAUGCAAAGCCUAUCGGGAAGAAAAUUUGAAUAAUCAAUCUCUUGAGCAGCCGAAACUUCAUCUCUCUGGUGAUGAUCUGAAAUCGAUUAAAAUGAUGAACAUAUUUGAACCUUGUACCUUACAAAUUGGUGAUAGAAACUACUUAGUGAUGAAAGAUUCUUAUGAAGUAAUUUCUCUUCAUGAAUGGAAGAAUCGUAUGUCUAGUCACUUAAAUGCGGAUUCCCAAUUUUCACCUUGCAUAACCAAACGAAGAGCAGCUAAGAAGCUCCAUAGCAAUAAAAAAAAUGACAUUGAGAUUACUGAUAAUAAAGAGAAUAGCAUAGCUUUAAACUGUCACUUGAAUGAUAAUGAUGUUUCAAAUGAUGAUAAUUCUGAUUUUGAAGACAUGGAUGAUGAAGAUAGUGCAAAAUCAUCAGAUACUGCUUCUGUUACUAGUCAUUCUACUGCAUCUUCGGUUGAAACUCCUCUAGGUGUGUUGAAGAAGAAAAAGAAAGGUCCCUUGUAUGCUACAAAAAUUUUAAAGAAGAAAAAAAGUGUGCGAAGACGAGCUAUGCGUCAUACUAUGAAAGAAACAGUAUCUUUAGAACCUAACCAAAAAGUAGUCACAGAAACUCUAAUUACAGAAACCAAAGCUCAUGUUGUUUGGCAAGAUGGUUCUGUUGAAGAAAAUAUCCUUUCAACAACUCUCUAUCCUGUGCAUCACUUAGAUGGCCAUGAGUUUUUUCCAGGAGAUUAUGUUGUUGACAAUAAAGAUACCAGACCCUAUGAGUAUGGUGUAGUUAAGCAAGUUGAUCAUAGUGGAAGGACAGCAAUAGUUUCCUGGCUAAAGACUUAUCAUGCAGGAGGAAAUCCACACCCAGAAGUAUUAUCUGAACAGGAGGUUAGUGUUUAUGAUAUCAAAGAUCAUCCUGACUUCAAGUAUAGACCUGGAUCUUGUGUAAUAAGGGUUGUUAAUACUGAAGAUUCAAACCCAGGAGCAACAGCUGGACAAGUUGUUGACGUUCAUUCUACUGGAAAAGUAGAAGUUUCUUGGGUUAGUGGAGAGACUUCAUUAUGUUAUCCUCAGGAAUUAUACAGAGUUGGAGAAUAUGAUUCUGAUGAUUUAUGGGCUGAUGAUGAUUCCUUUUCUGACGAAGACAGCUGGGAAACAGAAUCUGAGAAAUCUCUUGUUGGUAAUGACGAUGGGGCUGCUGAAAAAGAAUUAGACGGAACUACCAAAGAUCUCGAAAAAGUGUGUUUCAAAUUCGAUGAUGAUAAAGAAGAUGUACAAGAAAAGCUUUUAAUCAACAUUGAAAAACUCAGAGCUGGAAUGGCAAGAUUAGAGGAAGUAUUUACUCAAAAUCCUACCCUUCAAACUUGCAAUGUCAUGAGGAGACUUUUAGAGUUAUACAAACAUUGCAAGGUACUUGAUCAGCUCCUGGGAACAACGUAUUUUCACGAGAGGCAUUUACAAUCACUGGUUGAGAGAUUGAAACAUAGAGGCCGUGUGAACAGCAUUCAGCACAUGGCUGACCAGAUAUUUCGCUUGUUUUCGUCCAGUGAUGCAAGUGCUGAAGUUAAUGAAACUCUCCCUAAAGAGGAAUUCAAUGUAGAAUCUGAUCGAAGGAAAUCUGCAACAGACUCUUCCAAAGUUGAAAUUGAUAUUCGUAUAGAAUCUCCUUCAGGUGAUGAGCCUCCACCUACUUUAAAUUCAAUGAGCUUAAGUGAAGAUGUGUCGAAUAAAAAGCCACUUCUUUCGCCUGUGAGUCCUACCUCUGGUAGUGGCAAUGAGCCACGUAACUUAUGCCAGCAACUAUGUGCCAUUCUAAAAUCUCGCUUACUAAAAGCUCAUGAAGAUGCAGAAUUGAGGUUUGGCAUGCCACGCAGCGAGACCUCUGCCUUGCUAGCUGCAGAAAAUGAACAAUCUCAAACUGUACCAUCGGAAAACUCUACACAGAGUGAACUUACUAACAAUAUUGCUAAUGAAGGAAGUAAUGAAAGUAAGGAUGUAAAGCAGCUUUUAAGUGGUGCAGAUGAAAGCAUUUCUGAAAAUAAUACUGCUGGACAAGGUAUUUUUUCUUUGCUGGAGUCUGUUCCGGAUAAUCAUAAAUAUAAAUUAAGUAUAUUCCAACCAACUGAACCUGGUGCCUUUUUUAGAAUUGUAAAGAAAGAGAUGAAUAUACUAAAAUCUUCAUUGCCUGAAGGUAUUAUUGUAAAAAGCUUUGAAGACAGAAUAGAUCUCUACUCUGUCUUGAUUAAGGGACCAAAACGAACACCUUAUGAAGAUGGGCUCUUCUUUUUUGACUUCCAGUUCCCCGCAGACUACCCCAAAGUGCCACCACUCUGCCAUUAUAUUUCAUACUGUUCAGAUCGAUUGAAUCCUAAUUUGUAUGAAGGUGGCAAGGUGUGUGUUAGUCUUCUUGGAACAUGGGGAGGAAAGGGUACUGAAAUGUGGAAUCCUGAAACAUCUAACCUUCUUCAAGUCAUUGUCUCCAUUCAAGGUUUGAUAUUAGUAUCCGAGCCUUAUUACAAUGAAGCAGGAUAUGAACGUCAGAAAGGCACGCAGCAGGGAAGAGAAAAUAGUCGAAUGUACAAUGAAAAUGUUGUUUUGAAAUUGGUUCAGGCAAUGACCAAAUUGUACAUCAGUCCACCAGAAGUUUUCAAACAAGAAGUCAUUGAACAUUUUCAAAGUCAAGCAUCAAAGUUAAUAAAUCGAUUAGAAAAGUGGCUUUCAGUGUCGGAAUCUUGGAAUUCAGAACAUCCUACAUCUCCUACCUCUCCUUCAACUUUUAAAGAGUUAUACAGUAACUCAGGUGAUAAUUCAGCUCAAGACAUACCUCUACCAGAAUUUCCUUUAAUUCCUGCAUCAAAGGGUUUUUGUAUAACAUUGAGAAAAUCAUUAGCAGAGUUUAAAGACAUUUUAUCGUCACAGUCAAGUGAUGUCAGCUAGUCUUCAAUAAACAAGGAAGAAGUUUGCUUAAAACUGACAGUAUUCAAUUAUUUAUGAAGCAUUUUACCUAAUUUUUCAAUAAAAGAGUUCAUUUCCUAUUUUUUCCCCUUCAUAUGUUUAAGUUGUCUACUUGGAGUGACUGGAUCAUUUCGAAUGCUCAUAGAUUUGUUAAGAAUUGCAUAUGUGCUGCAGCACUUGUACUUUUGCUAGGAGUUAUGGUUUGAUUGAAUAAUUUGUCAUUUUUUAAUGAUCUGCAGUACAUGCAAAAGAUUUAUUUUUUAUACUGCAAGUUUCAAUGUGUAUGUAAAACCAUCUUUGGUAGUGUGGAAUUUUUUUUUUCACUCCUGAGAUUGAUUCUUGUAUUGCGGAAAAUGUUGUAUGUUGCAGACUUUGCCUCUGAACUUCAGCUUGCUAAAAUCUCAUUAAAACUUCAAAACCAAAGCUCAUGUAAAACUAUUUAUAAAUUGGAAUGAAUAGUCAUUUUCAUUUUAUUUACAUUGGGAUUUGGCUCAAGCAUAGUCUUCAGUACAGUUUUGAUUGAUAUGUUAUUACUGAAUUUUUAACCAUAGUAUUUAAUAAUUUUAUCAAUAUUUGAAAUAUUUUUAGCUAUAGUGGAACAUAUUAAAUUGCAAAAGACUUAAAUUGUAUUCUGGCUUAGUGUCAUUCAAAUUUUAUCAUUUCAUGUUUAACUUACGAACUAUUUUACACUGGUUACAUUAUAGAAAAAGUUUGUCCAUGUGUGUCUGUAAUGUUAAAAAAAUACCUGUAUAUAUUGUAAAACUGAUGUAAAUAUAUUUAUGUAAAGAUAUGUUUUGCAAAAGUUUAGAUAUAUUUAGGUGAUUAAAUGCCAAAUUUUGUAUUAUAUUUAUUUUUCAGUAAUACUUUAUGCUUAUGGUUUAUUAUAUAAACCCUAGCUGAGUCAAUAUCCCUUAUUCCUAUAAAGAAAAAAAAAUGUAUAUAUGCAUAGCAGUGCAAUUGUUAAUACACAAACUUAUGAAGAAUUAA